Molecule: messenger RNA, 9318 nt
Organism: Cygnus olor (mute swan)
Lineage: Eukaryota; Metazoa; Chordata; Aves; Anseriformes; Anatidae
Product: mucin-2-like
Exons: 25
Coding region: 1-9318 (3105 amino acids)
Source: RefSeq, a predicted model, not a curated record
AUGACCUUGACCUCCAACACUUCUGCCUACACCACCAACUCCAGCACCUCUGCAUUAAAGCACACCUCUCCUGUAAAGAGCUCUAGCCCCACUCGUCCCACCAGUACCACCUCGAAUAUGAGCAAUGGUGCCACUGUCACCACGACCUCAAAAACAACCGGGCACAUGAACAGCGGUAACAACACGCCCACGAACACAGACAUCACUUCUGCCACGACCACAGGCAUCGGCACGACUACAGUCGCGAGCACAGGCACAAGCACCGCUGCUCCCACGACUAUUGAGACAACCGCAACAGCAAGCACCGGCACUACCACACCCACUAGCAAAAGCACCACCGGAGUUGCGAGCAUCAGCACAAGUAUUUCCAUGAGUACCAGCACCAGUGCACCCACAAGCAACACCAGCAGCCCGUGCACCAGUACUGGCAACACUGCGCCCAACAACAUCAACAAAAAUGUACCCACAAGCACUGAAGCAACUGGACCCACGAGCACCAGCAAAAUUGCUUCCAAAAGCAUUCAGACAACCCCACUCACGAGCAGCAGAACUAACACACCCACUAGCAAAAGCACCACCGGAGUUGUGAGCAUCAGCACAAGUGUUUCCAUGAGUACCAGCACCAGUGGACUCACGAGCACCACCAGCAGCCCGCACACCAGUACUGGCACCACUGCGCCCACCAACACUGGCACCACUGCACCCACAAGCACUGAAGCAACCGGACACACGAGUACUGGCUCCACGACUAGAAUGAGCCCUAGCCCAACUGGUCCCACCAGUACUACCUCGACUAUGCACACCGGCGCCACUGUCACCAUGACCUCAAGCACCACUGGGCACAGGAGUACCGGCACCACCACGACCACAGGCACUUCUGCAACCACGAGCACAGGCAUCGGCACCACUACAGUCACGAGCACAGGCACAAGCACCACUACUCCCACAACCAUUGAGACAACCGCACCAGCAAGCACCAGCACUACCACACCUAGAAGCACAAGCACCACCACUAUAGCGAGCAUCAGCACAAGUAUUUCCAUGAGUACCAGCACCAGCGGGCGCACCAGCACCACCAGCAGCCUGCACACCAGUACUAGCACCACUGCGCCCACCAACACUGGCACCACUACACCCACCAGCACUGAAGAAACCACACCCACGACUACAGGCUCCACGGCUCUAACGAGCUCUGGCUCCACUGGUACCACCUGGACUACGAGCACCGGUGCAACUCUCACCAUGACCUCAAGCACCACUGGGCACAUGAAUACAGGCACCAUCACGCCCAUGACCACAGGCACCACUGCUCCCACAAACACAGGCAUCGGCACUGCUACAGUCACAAGUACAGGCACCGGCACCACUGCUCCCACAAGCACUUACACAACUGCACACAGCAGCACCAGCACCACCCUUUCCACAAGCACCAGCAGCAGUGGGCCCACGAGCACUAUCACUACCAUUCCUGCAAGCAUAGGCACCACUACUGUCACGAGCACAGGAAGUGGCACCAGUGUUCCCUCAAGCACAUCCACAACCAGACACAUCAGCACCAGCACCACCCUUUCCAAAAGCACCAGCAGCAGUGGGCCCAUGACCACCGGCACUACCGCUCCUGCAAGCAUAGGCACCACUACUGUCACGAGCACAAGCACAAGCACCAGUGCUCCCAUGAGCACAGGCAUCGGCACCACUGCUCCUACGACCACUUACACAACCAGACACAGCAGCACCAGCACCACCCUUUCCACAAGCACCAGCAGCAGCGGGCCCACGAGCACCAGCACUACCUUUCCUGCAAGCACAGGCACAACUACUGUCACGAGCACAGGCACAAGCACCAUUGCUCCCACGAGCAUUGAGACAGCUGGAGCCACGAGCAGCAGCACCACUGCUCCCACAACCAUUGAGACAACCCCACUCACGAGCACCAGCACUACCACACCCUCUAGCAAAAGCACCACCGGAGUUGCAAGCAUUAGCACAAGUGUUUCCAUGAGUACCAGCACCAGCAGGCCCACAAGCACCACAAGCAGCAGGCACACCAGGACUUGCACCACUGUGCCCACAAACACUGGCACCACUGUAACCACGAGCUCUGAAUCAACCACACCCACGAGUACAGGCUCCACGGCUCUAACGAACUCUAACUCCACUGUUACCACCGGGACUACAAAUACCGGUGACACUGUCACCAUGACCUCAAGGACCACUGGGCACAUGAGUACAGGCACCAUCUCGCCCAUGACCAUAGGCACCACUGCUCCCACAAGCACAGGCAUCAGCACCACUACAGUCACGAGUACAGGCACAAGCACCACUGCUCCCACGACCACUGACACAACCACACCAACGAGCGCUGGCACUACCACACCCACAAGCACAAGUACCACCGGUGUUGCGAGCAUCAGCACAAGUGUUUCCAUGAGUACCAGCGGGCCCACGAGCACCACCAGCAGCCCACACACCAGUACUGGCACCACUGGGCACAUUAACACCAGCACAACUGCACCCACGCGCACUGAAACAUCCGGACCCAUGAGUACCGGCACCACUGCUCCCAUGAGCAUUGAGACAACCCCACCCACGAUCACCAGCACUACCACACCCACUGGUACAAACAUCACCCCUGUUGAGAGCGUCAGAACGAGUGUUGCCACGAGUACCAGUGGGUCCACAAGUACCACCUCCAGCACACCCACAGGUACUGGCACCACUGGGACCACCAACGCCGGCACCACUGCACCCACGAGCACCAACGCAACAGGACACAUGAGUACCCGCACCACGGCUAUAACGAGCUCUAACCCCACUGGUCCCACCAGUACCACCUCAACUAUGAUCACCAGCGCCACUGUCACCACGAGCUCAAGCACUACUGGGCACACGAGUACCAGCACCAGCACACCCAAGAGCACAGGAACAACUUCUCCCAUGAGCACAGGCACCGGUACCACUGCUCCCACGAUUACUUACACAACCGGACGCACCAGCACCACUGUUACCACAAGGACCAGCACCAGCUCGACUAUGAACACCAGAGCCACUGUCACCAUGAUCUCCAGCACCACUGGGCACACGAGUACCAGCACCACCUUGCCUGCAAACACAGUCACCACUACAGUCACAAGCAUGGGCACUGGCACUACUGCUCCCACAAGCACUGACACAAGCAGACCCACGAGCACCAGCACCACUGUUACCACAAGCACCAGCAUCAGUGGGCCCAUGAACACCACCACCAGCACACUCAUGAAUUCUGGCACCAGUUGGCCCACAACCACAUCCACAAGUGGCCAAACAAGUGCCGGCACCAGUGGGCACACGAGCACUGGCAGCAGUGAUCCCACAAGCAUUGGCACUGCCAGUGUUGCAAGCACUGGCAGCAGUAACCCCGCUAGCACCGGUACCACUGAACCCACGAGCACUGGCACUACCACAUCCAUGAUCAGCAGCACCACCAGACACCCAGCCACUACCACUAACAACCAGCCAACCAGCACCACCACGCUCCCCACCACCAGCACUACCACACUCUCCACCACCACCAUGUACCCAGCUACCACACUCCCCAAGAUUACAACCACGCUCCCCACCACCAGCACUACCAUGCUCCCCACGACCACCACCACUCUGCCAACCACCACGCUCCCCACUACCACCACCCAGCCAACCACCACCCAGCCAACCUCCAGGACCACCAUGCUCCCCACCACCAGCACCAUGCUCCCCACUACCUCCACUCAGCCAACCAACACCACCGACACACUCCCCACCUCCACCACCCACUUGACAACCACAACCACCAUGCACCCAACCACCACCACACUCCCCACCACCACGCAGCUGACCAGCACCAUGCUCCCCACCAACACCACCACUCUCCCCACCACCAGCAUGCACCCAGUCACUACCACUAACACCCAGCCAAGUAGCACCACCACCACACUCCCCACCACCACCACACUCUUGACCAACAUCACUACCACAUUCCCCACCACCAUGCACCCAACCACCACUACCACCGUGCUCCCCACCACCACCACCAAGCUGACCGGAACCACACUCCCCACCACCACCACGCUCUUUACCACCGUCACUCCCAUUCUCCCCACCACCAACAUGCACUCAACCACCACCACGCUCCCCACCACCAACAGCACGCUCCACACCACCACACUUCCCACCACCCAGCCAACUAGCACCACCACCACGCUCCCCACCACCAGCACCACCAUGCUCCCCACCACCACCAUGCACCCAGCCACCACCACCAUGACCACCACACUCCCCACAUCUACCACCACGUUCCCCAUGACUACAACCAUGCUUCCCACCACCAGCACCACCCACUCGACAACCACCACUACCAUGCUCCCAACCACCACCACCCAGCUGACCAGCACCACGCAGCUGACCAGCACCACACUCCUGACCACAACCACACAACCAGCCACCACCACCACCACCCAGCCAACCAGCACCACGCUUUCGACCACCACCACCACCAUACUCCCCACCACCACUACGCUCCCCACCAGCACCACCACCCAGCUGACCACCACCAGCACCACACUACCAACCACCACCACCACCACCCAGCCAACUAGCACCACCACCACACUCCCCACCACCAGCACCCACUCAACAACCACCACUACCAUGCUCCCAACGACCACCACCAUGCUCCCCACCACCACCAGCACGCUCCCCACAACCACCACCACACUCUUGACCACCACCAGCACCAAAAUCCCAACCACUAGCACCACGUUCCCAAUCACUACUACCACCACCACCUCGAGCCCAACCACCAGCACCACUAGGAGCCCGACCACCACCACCACCACCAUCUCAAGCCCAACCACCACAACCACUACCACCACCACUACGAGCCCAACCACCAACACCACCACUAUGAGCCCGACCACCACCACCACCCCAACCACCACAACCACCACGAGCCCAACCACCAACACCACCAUGAGCCCAACCGCCACCACCACCAUGAGCCCGACCACCACCACCACCAUGAGCCCAACCACUACCACCACCACUACUCACCUGACCACCACCACCACACGACCAAACACCACCACCACGCGCCCAACCACCACCACCAUGCACCCAACGACCGCCACUACCACCACGACGACCACCACCACAAUGACCACCGCCAUGAUGACCAUCACCACACACCAAACUACCACCAAUACCACCACCACCACCCCAGGGGUCUGUGAAAAUGGAGGCACUUGGGUCAACGGCAACUGCGUGUGCCCCCCGGGAUACAUGGGCAACACCUGCAGUUACGGCGAGAGCAGCAUCGAGACCAAAGCUGAGACCAACGUGUCCGUGAGCGUGGAGCUGCGGGUCACCAACCAGGAGUUCUCCGAGGACCUCCGAAACGAAAGCUCCAUUGCCUACCAGAACUUCGUCCACAGCUUCACCCAGCAGAUGGACAUCUUCUACCGCAACAUUGAAGGCUACCAAGGCAUCAAGAUCCUGAGUCUGUCGCCGGGCAGCAUCGUGGUGGAUCACGCCAUCAUCGUCGCUCUGCUGGUGACCGCCGAUACCACAGAGAAGAUCAAUAACGUCACCAAGAAUGUGAAGGAGGAGAUCAUCCAAGCAGCGGCCCAGCAGCAAAACUGCACUGAUAACAGCAGCUUCUGCUUCAAUGCCUCCGAAGUGACGAUCACCCAACCCUCGUUUGAGUUCAAUGCAACGGCGUAUUGCCGCCAGGUUGCACCGAAGGGCUUUGAGGACUUCUACUACCCCAACACCACCAAAAGCGGCCUCAGCUGCCUGUCCAACUGCUCGGCCAAUACUGCGGGCACCAUCGACUGCAAUGAGGGGCAGUGCCAGCUCACCCUGAGUGGCCCCCAGUGCUUCUGCCGUGAGACCAACCUCUACUGGUACCAGGGCAAUCGGUGCAAGAGCCGGGUCAGCAAGAUGGCCGUGGGCAUGGGCCUGGCCGUGGCGGCCUUGUGCUUGGUGAUCUUCGUCCUCGCCGCCUUCCUCUUCAGGGCCAAGAGGCAGAAGUUGUCGGACAGGUCCAGCGACCUGAUGGAGAGCAAGCAGCACUGGUACGAGGAAGAGGAUGAAAACUGGAGCCUCCCUGGGGACUUCACCAUCCAGAAUGAAGGUGCCCAUGAGGACACCAUGCAGGUUGACCUGCAGUCCGUGGACACCUCGGCACAGGUCCAGAUCCAGAAGGUGGAGAGGAUCACCACGCACACCCCCACCAGCAGCAUCCCCACGACCACCGGCAUCACUACCAGCACUGGCUCCAGCACCCUCACAACCGCCACCAGUACUUCUCCAGACAUUUCUUCCACACCCACCGCUUCUCCUAGUGCAGCAACCAUGAGUUCGGUGCCCACAACCACCACCGCGACCAGCGCCACCACUUGUGCAAUCUACGCCACAGUGACCACUUCCAUCAGCCCUAGCCACCCAACCACGACCAACCCAAUCCCGACCACCACCACAAUUCUCCCUUACACUACCACCCUCAUCACCACCCGUCCCUUGACCACCCCGGGUACCACCCCUACCACUGCCAGCCCCAUGACCACCACUGGAAUGACCACUGUCCCCACGACCUCCACCAGCACCUCAACCUCCACCAGCGCCUUGACUGAUGCCAUGACCACCCCCAGCUCCACUGCCAGCCCCACGACCACCACUGGAAUGACCACUGUCCCCACGACCUUCACCAGUGCCUCAACCUCCACCAGCGCCUCAACUGAUGCCACGACCACCCCCAGCUCCACUGCCAGCCCCAUGACCACCAUCACAGGUGUCCCCACCACCACAACCAAUGCCACGACCACCUACAGCACCACCAACAGCCCCACAACCACCACCGGAACGACCACCAUCCCCACAACCACCACCAGCACCACCACCCUAUCCACGACCUUCCCUGCUACCACCACCAGCCCUGGGACCACUGCAACCACCACAGGUGCCACAACCACCAUCAGCGCCACGGCCAAUGCCACAACCACCCCCAGCACCACCACCAGCCCCACAGUUGUCACCACAACCAUCAACAGCCCCACGACCACUUCUGGAGCCACCACCAGCCCCACAACCACCACCAGUGCCACCACCAGCCCCAUGACCUUUCCUGGUACCACCACCGUCCCAACGACUGCCACCACAGCCAUCACGAUGACCACGCCUGGCACCAGCACUACCACCAGUCCCACAACCACCACCACAACCGUGAACACCACUGGCGCCACCACCACCGCGACCACACUCACCACCACCACCACGCUUCUGACCACCACCACCACACGCGCAACAACUACCCCCACCACGACCAUGACCACCACCACCAUGACCACUACCACUCACCCAACCACCACCACUACCACCACCACUACGCGCCUGACCACCACCACCACGCGCCUGACCACCACCACCACGCGCCCAACCACCGUCACCACUACCCCAGGAUUCACGGGCAACACCUGCAGUUACGGCGAGAGCAGCAUCGAGACCAAGGCCGGUAUGGAGCCCUCUGCACCCACCUCCAGCCCAAUCUGGGCAAAAUCUGGGGAGAACCGGGAGUGGUCACAGGGAGGGCAAGUCAGGAGUGACUAUGACCACAGCAAUAAGCAGAGGCUGGAGGUCCCAGAGACCAACGUGUCCGUGAGCGUGGAGCUGCGGGUCACCAACCAGGAGUUCUCCGAGGACCUCCGAAACGAAAGCUCCACCGCCUACCAGAACUUCGUCCACAGCUUCACCCAGCAGAUGGACAUCUUCUACCGCAACAUUGAAGGCUACCAAGGCAUCAAGAUCCUGAGUCUGUCACCGGGCAGCAUCGUGGUGGAUCACGCCGUCAUCAUCGCUCUGCUGGUGACUGCCGAUACAACGGAGAAGAUCAACAACGUCACCAAGAAUGUGAAGGAGGAGAUCAUCCAAGCAGCGGCCCAGCAGCAAAACUGCACUGACAACAGCAGCUUCUGCUUCAAUGCCUCCGAAGUGACGAUCACCCAACCCUCGUUUGAGUUCAAUGCAACGGCGUAUUGCCGCCAGGUCGCACCGAAGGGCUUUGAGGACUUCUACUACCCCAACACCACCAAAAGCGGCCUUAGCUGCGUGUCCAACUGCUCGGCCAACACCGCGGGCACCAUCGACUGCAAUGAGGGGCAGUGCCAGCUCACCCUGAGUGGCCCCCAGUGCUUCUGCCGUGAGACCAACCUCUACUGGUACCAGGGCAAUCGGUGCAAGAGCCGGGUCAGCAAGAUGGCCGUGGGCAUGGGCCUGGCCGUGGCAGCCUUGUGCUUGGUCUUCUUCGUCCUCGCCGCCUUCCUCUUCAGGGCCAAGAGGCAGAAGUUGUCGGACAGGUCCAGCGACCUGACGGAGACCAAGCAGCACUGGUACGAGGAAGAGGAUGAAAACUGGAGUCUCCCUGGGGGCUUCACCAUCCAGAAUGAAGGCGCUGCCACGAGCCCUGAGGACACUGCGAGCGCUGGAGUAACUGCGGCCUCCGGGAUGAACAUGGCACCCAACGCAACCACUACCAUCAGCACUACUUCAACUACUACCACCAUCCAAAUCACAGCAGCCAUGUUCGCAGCCAAUACCACCACCACGCUGCCGACCACCACCACCUUGAGCCUGACCACCUCCACCACCACCACCACCACUACUACAAGCCCAACCACCACCACCACCACUACGAGCCCGACCACCACCACCACAAACCCUACCACCACCACCGCUAUGACAAGCCCAAAACCCACCACUACUACCUCAAACCCAACCACCACAACCACCACGACCACCUUGAGGCCCACCACCACAAGCCCGACCACCACCACCACCUCGAGCCCGACCACUACCACGAGCCUGACCACCACCACCGCCGCCUCGAGCCCCACCACUACCACCACGAGCCCGACCACCACCACCACCACUACCACCACCACCACCAUGCGCCCAGCCACCACCACCACACGCCCAACCACCACCACUACCACCACACACCCAACCACCACCACCACCCCAGGGGUCUGCGAAAAUGGAGGCACCUGGGUCAAUGGCCACUGCGUGUGCCCCCCAGGAUACACAGGCAACACCUGCAGUUACGGCGAGAGCAGCAUCGAGACCAAGGCCGAGACCAACGUGUCCGUGAGUGUGGAGCUGCGGGUCACCAACCAGGAGUUCUCCGAGGACCUCCGAAACGAAACCUCCACCGCCUACCAGAACUUCAUCCACAGCUUCACCCAGCAGAUGGACAUCUUCUACCGCAACAUUGAAGGCUACCAAGGCAUCAAGAUCCUGAGUCUGUCGUGA